AUGCGUUAUUCUGCUAUCAUUGCCGGUGCUGUGGCUGCUGGAGUCGUCUCCGCGCACGGAAACCUUGACCAGGAAAUCGCUGUUCGCCGGGCCAUGCUCCAGCACACCUCUCGCAACCUCGAGCACUGCGCAGCCAAGCUCAAGACCCGUGGGCUCGAGGACCGCGCCAUUGAGCGCCGUGCCAACAAGAGGAAUGAGUUGGUCAAGAAGCGCAACAUCAAGGCUCGCGAUCUCGCCACUGUCCUUGCCACCGACCACAACGCGACUGACACUGGCUUCACUCUCAACACACCGGAGGCAGAUGUGUUUGCGUCGUACACUCCUUGCAUCCUUACCGCCGAGGGUGAGAGUGGCCCCUACUACGUCGCCGGCGAGUACGUCCGUGAGGACCUCGUCGAUGACCAGGAGGGCGUCCCCGUCCACUACGACUUCCAGAUCAUCGACGUGAACACUUGCGAGCCCAUCGUCGGCUCCUACUUUGAGAUCUUCAGCUGCAACUCCACCGGAGUCUACUCCGGGACCACCAACACCGGCAACGGCAACACCGAGGACACCUCGGUGCUCGACAAGACCUUCCUCCGCGGCCUCCAGCCCACCGACGAGGAGGGCGUCGCCUCCUUCAACACCCUCUUCCCGGGCCACUACGCCGGCCGCGCCGUCCACAUCCACACCAUCCUGCACGAGAACGCCACCGUCCGCGAGAACGGCACCGUCUACGACCUGACCGCCUCGCACAUCGGCCAGACCUUCUGGGACCAGACCGUCCGCGACCAGGUCGAGCUGCUCUACCCCUACAACACAAACACCCAGUCCAACACCGCCAACGCCGGCGACCGCGUCAUCGCCUCCGAGACCGAGACCAACGGCACCACCGACCCCUUCCUCAACUACGUCCAGCUCGGCGACAGCAUCCAGGACGGCUUCCUCGCCUGGGUCGUCCUCGGUGUCAACACCAGCCUGAGCGCCUCCACUAUCUCCCCUGCCGCGGAGUACUAUGCUUCCGGUGGUGUUGAGGUCUCUGUUACCAACUUCUAA
Molecule: messenger RNA, 1035 nt
Organism: Diaporthe citri
Lineage: Eukaryota; Fungi; Ascomycota; Sordariomycetes; Diaporthales; Diaporthaceae
Exons: 1
Coding region: 1-1035 (344 amino acids)
Molecular function (GO): iron ion binding; oxidoreductase activity, acting on single donors with incorporation of molecular oxygen, incorporation of two atoms of oxygen
Source: RefSeq, a predicted model, not a curated record